AUGGCUACAAGACGAAAAAAGAAAGCAGAAAUUCAACAAAGGCCAAAAACGCGGUCUAAAACUGCUAUAAAAAAAGCUUCAAACCUCAUUUUAACUGAUAAUAGCAACAGAGUUUAUUUUCUUGAAUAUUUUCCACCGUUAGGUGGUAUCGAUCAUGGUCAUCAUAUCUUGAAAUUUCGAUUUGGUUAUGAAAAUAAACCUAGUUUAUUAAUAUCACUACAAACGAGGAAGAAAAAAUUUUUGUGGAAAAAUGGAAACUAUAAAGCGUUAGAUUUGUAUUUUAAUAACAUAAACUGGGUAAAUGAAUUUAAAGGACUAAGUGUUAAUGAAUGUUACGAAAAAUGGCUUAGAAAAUAUGAAAUAGGAUGUGAAAAAUAUAUCCCAACGCUAAAUUUAGAUAAAAACUCUUUUCAACUAAAAAAUAACUCACUAUGGAUGACAAGUGAACUUAAAAGCAUGUGUAAAGAAAAGAAAAAAUGCCGGAAAAGUAUUCGCAAUUUUGAAAAAAACUUGGCACUUAAUUCAAAAAACAAUCCUAAAAGUGUCUAUGCUUAUAUAAACAACAAAACAAGAUUUAAAGACUCAAUCAAAGCCAUAAAGCUACAUAAUGGUAUUAUAACUAUUGAUAAUCAAGAGAUAGUAAACACUCUUAAUGAAUUCUUUGCUUCUGUGUUUAUACAAGAUGACUCAUCAGAAGAAGUUUUAGACGACAAUCUUUUAACAAAAUGUUCUGAUCCAGAUUUUAGUAUUUCUAUUAUUCAGAAACAUUUGAGUAAUUUAAACAUGUACAAAUCAGUAGGUCCAGAUAAUGUUCACCCAAAAGUUUUAAAGGAAUGUUCAGAAUCUUUGUCAAGUUCUUUAGCAAUAAUAUUUGUUCAAUCGUUUAUUACAGGAUCUAUUCCAAAGUUAUGGUCAUGUGCAAACGUUGUUCCGUUAUUCAAAAAAGGAAAUAAACGAGAUCCAACAAAUUAUAGACCAGUUUCAUUAACAUAA
This is a messenger RNA of Hydra vulgaris (swiftwater hydra), 993 nucleotides long. NCBI's taxonomy places the organism in Eukaryota, Metazoa, Cnidaria, Hydrozoa, Anthoathecata, Hydridae. The record is from RefSeq and is a predicted model, not a curated record.